CGCCAGUCGGCAACAACAGCGGAAGGAAGGAAAGAGCCGUGUCCGCGUGCGUUAGUUUAACACUAAUUACUGCUAUAAAAGACAUUUCCAUGGUGAUGAUCAUAAAACGACCUUUUUUCAAGUGUUAUUGGGGAUUUUAACCUGAAGCUUGCAUCAUCCUCCCACAUUGUUCUCAUGCUACACUGCCCCGUUAAGAUGCUGUUUUUGGUUUAGCAUCAUGCUGUUAAAAGUAGAGGCCAAUGGGAGACCUGUGCCCUCCUUCAAACAAAAAGAUUUUCCAGAAAACAAGAAAAGGUGAAAUCCCAGCUGGUGUCGCUUCUGCUGUAGAAUGUACAAGGAGUACAGAAGCAGUCGAAUCACAGGACUCAACGCUCUUCCCUUUGAUCCGGCGUCCAACAACGACCCUCUUCAGUUCAACGGUUCCAGCGGGCCUCUGGUGACUGAAUGUGCUGCCCUGGAAAACACUGCUGAAAACAGUAAGAAAAGGAAGAGAACAACCCUCCCUCAAGAAGGCGUCUGUAACAUGACCAUGGAUUCCAGCUCAUUGACCAUGCCUAUGUCAGAUCCCAAUGCCUGGGCGACAGCCAUGAACAACUUGGGAAUGCCUCCAAUGGGACUGACUGGACAGCCACUUAUGCCAGAUUUUGACCCUAAUCUUGGCAUGAUGGCUGGAAUCACACCUAUGAACCCCAUGAUGCCCGGCCUCGGUAUGGUCCCCGCGCCCGUCUCGCAGGACGUUCCUAUGGUUAAGGAGAUCAUUCACUGCAAGACUUGCACUCUGUUUCCUCCUAACCCCAACCUUCCCCCUCCUGCCACGAGAGAACGUCCUCCAGGAUGUAAAACGGUCUUCGUUGGGGGUCUCCCAGAGAACGCCAACGAGCAGCUUAUCGUGGAGAUCUUUGGGCAGUGCGGCGAUAUCACUGCUAUACGCAAAAGCAAGAAGAACUUCUGUCACAUCAGGUUUGCAGAGGAGGCCACCGUGGAUAAGGCUCUCUUCCUCUCUGGGUACCGGAUCCGUUUGGGCUCCAGCACAGACAAAAAAGACUCGGGUCGACUUCAUGUGGACUUUGCCCAGGCCAGGGACGACCUAUACGAGUGGGAGUGUCGUCAGCGCAUGUUGGCUAGAGAGGAGCGCCACCGCCGCAAGAUGGAGGAGGACCGGCUCCGCCCGCCGUCCCCUCCACCAAUCGUCCACUAUUCUGAGCACGAGUGCAGCCAGCUUGGAGACAAGAUCAAAGACGAUAGCAAGUUUGCAGAAGCGGUGCGUGUUCUCCUGACCUGGCUGGAACGAGGCGAGGUCAACCGCAGGAAUGCCAACAACUUCUACUCCAUGAUCCAGUCCUCCAACAGCCACAUCCGGCGACUGAUGAGCGAGAAGAGUCAGCAUGAGAAGGAGAUGGAAGAGGCAAAGGAGAAGUUUAAGACCGCUCUGGCUGGCAUACUGGCACAAUUUGAACAGAUUGUGUCUGUAUUCCAAGCUUCUUCCAAACAAAAGGCAUGGGACCAUUUCUCCAAAGCUCAGCGCAAGAACCUGGACAUGUGGCGCAAGCAAGCAGAGGAGAUUAGAAACAUGCACAACGAGCAGCUGAUGGGCAUCAGACGAGAGGAAGAGAUGGAAAUGUCUGAUGAUGACAUGGAGGACCCUCCUGACAGCAAGGACUCUGAGGACUCAGGUGUUUCUCAAGCAGAAGCCUUAAAGGAGGAGAACGACUCGCUGCGCUGCCAGCUGGACGCCUACAGAAACGAAGUAGAGCUGCUCAAGCAGGAGCAAGGCAAGAACCAGCCAAUCAGGAGCGAGGAGGACAGCACUCACUCGCAGCAGCUCAGCUUCCUGCAGCAGGCUCUGCAAGGCAUGCAGAAGCAACUGCUAAAAAUGAGGGAAGAGUUGAAGCAGCGGGAGGCCGAGCUGCAAAAGAGCUCAGAGGACAAACAGCAGCUGAAAACACAAGUCCAGAACCUGAAGGAGGGUCUGCAGAAACUGCAAAGCGCCCAAGCAACGCAGCUGGAGAUGCUGAAGCAGGAUGAUCGAGGCGGCGAGGAGAGCGUCAAUCAAAGCAGCGAGGUCACAGUGGUGUCCUGCAGUCAGGAGAAGGAAGGUCCCACGGAGAAAACCCCACAGAGUCCCGUCCACUCAGAGAGGGAAGCUCUUCUAGUUGGGAUCAUUUCAACGUUCCUGCAUGUGCAUCCGUUCGGAGCCAGCAUCGAGUACAUCUGCUCCUACCUGCAGCGCCUGGACACCAAGAUAAACCCCAGCGAGGUGGAGGCUCUUCUUUCUCGGCUGCCCUGCACCUUCAGACAGGAGCUGACUGGAGUGGGAGCCAGUUUGGAGAAACGCUGGAACUUCUGUGGCUUCCAGGGCAUCAAGAGCGCAUAGGCAGCGCUGGCUGACACCUCUGGGAUGUGGAAGGGGGACGCCAGGCAGACGCGGCAGCGCAGACACUGUAGCAGCAGGAAAAAGGCACAGCAUCGAACCCUCAGCUAUCACAGACUCAGCUGACUGUAGAAGGACACACAGGAGGGAUUUCAGAUCAAGAAAAAAUGUUUGAAAAAAAACAUUUCAGGGACUCUGCGUAGGUGGAAGAGGCUUAAAAACUCUGUGUUGUCAUGGUUACAGGGAUGUUUGGAGUCCUCAGGAGCUUGAACUGAGUUCCUCUGUGUCUGCAGACGGUUUUUUGGCUCCCCAGGAGCUGCAGGAGAGCACCGGUUUCUACCGUCACUGGAUUAAUUACCUAGUUUUGCUCACAGCUGGAAGACAUGCACUCCGUGAGCGUGCACAUAGCUCUGUGUGGCGUGGGACAGGUCUACAGGGCUAACUGGUGAGGGCGGGGGGGGUGAUCAGGGUUGGCCUGAGCAUGCCCUUUGACCUCCCUCUCUUUUUGCCAUUUGUAACAUAAUUCAAAAAUGGAUAUAUUUCUUCAUUUUCUGUAAAGGCCAUCAACAACUGAUUUACUUCUUGUAUUACACUGUAAAUGCCCGGAGGAUAUUUUUGAUUAUAAAAGACUUUUGAGUAUAGAAAAAAAAAAA
Molecule: messenger RNA, 3024 nt
Organism: Oryzias latipes (Japanese medaka)
Lineage: Eukaryota; Metazoa; Chordata; Actinopteri; Beloniformes; Adrianichthyidae
Gene: enox2
Product: ecto-NOX disulfide-thiol exchanger 2
Biological process (GO): ultradian rhythm
Cellular component (GO): external side of plasma membrane; plasma membrane
Molecular function (GO): oxidoreductase activity; RNA binding
Source: RefSeq, a predicted model, not a curated record